AUGGAAGGUACUACUCAAGAGGUACCAGGCAGAAACCCUUGCGGCGUCAAACCCUUCUACUGGAAGAAGGGCAUCGACCCCAAGGAAGGAGGGCGCCAGCCGCUCAUUCCUAACCAUAAUGAGAUCGCGGAUGGCAUGGAUAUUACCUGGGAUGUUCCCGUCACCAUGCGCGAUGGAGUUCGAGUCUACGUUGAUGUCUUUCGUCCUGAGGGCGUCACUGGCAAGCUUCCUAUUAUCUUCACGUUCAGUCCAUACGGCAAACACGGCCCGAAAACGUUCGAUAUUUUCCCCGGUGCUGACGUUCCCAAGGAAUGGGUGUCCAAGUACGCUGUCUGGGAGAGUAUUGAUCCCGUUGUGUGGACCAAGAAGGGUUACGCUGUCAUCAAUGGCGACAGCCGAGGGUCCUGGGGAUCUGAGGGUGACCUAGAGAUCUUCAGCCAGCAGGAGAGCCGUGACGGCCACGACUGUAUUGAAUGGGCUGGCACCCUUCCUUGGUCCAAUGGCAAGGUUGGCAUGAUUGGUGUCUCGUACCUUUCCAUCGUGCAGUGGGGUAUCGCUGCUCAGAACCCGCCCCAUCUGGCAGCAUUCGUUCCCUGGGAAGGCUUUACUGACUUCUACCGCGAUUAUACACACCAUGGCGGUAUUCCGGAGACAAAGUUCCUGCACUUCACCCAGUGGUCCUGCCGUGCCGGUGUCAACCUGGUCGAGGACCUGAUCGCCAACAACAAGGCACAUCCGUUACUUGACGACUAUCAUCGCUCGAAGUGUGUUCAGGAUCUCAGCAGAAUCACAGCACCUGCCUAUGUCGUCGCAGACUGGGGCGACCACGGCAUGCACACUCGUGGUACCCUGAAUGGGUUCAUUGGGAUCAGCUCCAAGGAGAAGUGGCUGGAGGUCCACGGCCGUAAAAAGUGGCGGUACUUCUUCGAGCCCGAGAGUGUUAGGCGCCAAGAGGCGUUCUUCCAGAAGUUUCUCAAGGGUCAGGCCAGCGAAAUUGACACCUACCCUAAGGUCCGUCUUGAGAUCCGUGAUCGCGCCUGGGUUGGGAAGUUCCGAGAUGAGAUUGAAUGGCCCCUCAGCCACGCUAAGUUCGUUAAGAAAUACAUUGACGCCUCGGUGGGUACGCUCCUUGGUGAGCCACCACGGACUGUGACUACCAUCUCCUAUGACUCGGAGGUGCAAGACAGCUGUGCGCACUUCUUCCUCGAUUUUGACCGCGAGACCGAACUCACUGGAAGCAUGCGCCUGCGCCUGUGGGUUUCCACCGAUCUAGCUGACGACAUGGAUAUUUUCGUUCAAUUGGACAAGAUUGACCGGGAAAACAAGGUCACGCCGUAUGUUGCCUUCUCCAUGAUCGACGACGGUCCAUUGGGGCUUGGGUGGUUGCGUGUUAGCCAUCGUGACCUUGACCUGGUCAAGUCCACUAUCGACCGUCCUUUCCACAAGCACGAUCGCCGCCUUCUGCUUCGUCCCAACGAAGUCGUGCCUAUAGAUGUCGAAAUUCUGCCAACUUCAACCCUUUUCCACCCUGGUGAGAGGUUGAGAGUCAAAGUCCAAGGCAACGAUUCCUUCCGGCAUACUACCCCAGAUGUUGUCCAGUUCCAUGAAGACAGCGUGAACAAGGGUAGGCACACCAUCUAUUCCGGAUCGGUGUACGAAUCCUACCUGGUUAUUCCUGUUAUCGAGUAG
Messenger RNA from Aspergillus bombycis, 1689 nucleotides. Its product is annotated as CocE/NonD family hydrolase. The transcript has a single exon. The record is from RefSeq and is a predicted model, not a curated record. Bases 1 to 1689 code for a protein of 562 amino acids. Gene Ontology annotation, molecular function: dipeptidyl-peptidase activity. NCBI's taxonomy places the organism in Eukaryota, Fungi, Ascomycota, Eurotiomycetes, Eurotiales, Aspergillaceae.